AUGCCCCAGAAGCUCCGGAAAAUGGCAGUGGAUUCUUCUGGUUACGCUUACCCCAUUCUCAAAAUCGCCUUCACUAUAGUCACACUGGCCCUGCUGUGCAUGUUCGGCACACGUGAGUACUACGAGGUGCAAGAGCAAAUCAAAGAGUUUUACGACGAAAUCGAAAAGGCGCCGUGUAACAACACCGCAAUCCUGUACAUCUCCCGAUCGAAAUAUUUCUUCUGCCCGAUAGACCCCUCGGCUUCCGCGGAGGCAGCUGCAAAAAGGACGGAAGCGGGACUUGCGGCGGCAAGGGCGGCAAAUCAGCCUUCGAAAAGCAGCGACACGGCAGCUGUCGACGAGGAGAUUGAAGAGCACGAGCCGCCACGCGACGGAUGCGAAGAAGCGUGGGAGUGGUUCACCGACAGCAGCGGUGGUAGCGACGGUGGCGGAAACAUCGGCGGGGAUGACGGAAUUAACGGUGACGAGUCGGCUCCGCGUGGAAGAAAGCUCCUACAAUCCCGGAGACGCGCGAAAAGGUCGCCAGUGGAUUACGAGGCAAAUGACCCCAGCGGCGUUGACUUUGACGACCAGAAUCCGUCCACAUACCCGCCCACGUGGACGCGCGCUUCGGGAAUUCCACGGCGCGAGCGCGGGAAGAACUGCAAGUCGGAGUGGGUUACGUACUCCACCUUUUCCGCCGUGGGACUUAAUCGCCUCGCUGACGUCACCAGCAUGAUUGACCUGCCGCUCGCAGUUGUCGGGUUGCAUCAACCGUGGAACGGAUUCCGUCCCCGUCUGGUAGCCGUGCUCGAGUACGUCCAAAGCUUGCCGCCCGACCGCAUCGUCAUCGCGACAGACGCGCUGGAUGUAACGCCCGUGCCGUCCUGUACCGCGGACCGUAUCAUCUCGGCGUUUCUGAGUUUCAACGCGCCGAUCGUUUUCGGGGCAGAGCCGUACUGUUUCCCGGAUAGAGUCGAGGAUAAGUACCCGCCGCUCCCGCCGGAAGCGGCGGCGGUAAACACGCAGUUUAAGUACCUCAACGCAGGGACGUAUGUAGGAUACGCAUGGGCGGUCACUGUGGCGCUUAAAGCCGCUUUAGCGAACCCCGUUAAUUGGUUUGACGAUCAGCGGGAGUACACUCGGUUGUUCCUAAACCAAACGCAGCUGCUGCCGUUCAUAUCCAAAUGGGAGUACGAGCAGCAGAUCAGUUUGCGGCGGCGUCUGCGGCGCGAAUGGCGGUUCGAAGAUAAAAUCUGGAAGUGGCGGCGCGUGGUGAAGACUAUGGAGGCGCGACUCGCGGCGCGGCCCGUGAUCGUUCUAGAUCACAUGAACGGCUUGGUUCAGAACCUUCUAGGGACCAACGAUGAGGAUUACGAGGUCGUUGACUUGAGGGAUAUUCAACGGCUGCAGCAGCAAGAAGGGGAGGAGAGGAACGGCCUUGCCAGUACCAGCGGCGGCGGCAGCAGGCAAGCGCAGCCCUUUCCCCCGAUUCUUCCCCGUUCGCCCCUCCCCGCGUGGCCAUCCGCGCUGCACCUGGGGCUGCGCAACAGACACACGGGGGGUUUCCCGUGCCUUUUGCACGAGCAAGGGGAGAAAUUUAACAACACGCUGCCCGUGCUACAGCUGCUGGUGCGGCUACAGAUUGACGAGGCGCGGGCAGCCAAGGGGUACAUUCCGUGGUGGCGUGUGGGGUGGCUGCACAGAGUGGGCAAGUAUAAGACAUGA
Messenger RNA from Closterium sp. NIES-65, 1707 nucleotides. The record is from the annotation of a GenBank genome assembly. NCBI's taxonomy places the organism in Eukaryota, Viridiplantae, Streptophyta, Zygnematophyceae, Desmidiales, Closteriaceae.